Molecule: messenger RNA, 1446 nt
Organism: Cutaneotrichosporon oleaginosum
Lineage: Eukaryota; Fungi; Basidiomycota; Tremellomycetes; Trichosporonales; Trichosporonaceae
Biological process (GO): mitochondrial respiratory chain complex III assembly; protein insertion into mitochondrial inner membrane from matrix
Cellular component (GO): mitochondrial inner membrane
Molecular function (GO): ATP binding; ATP hydrolysis activity
Source: RefSeq, a predicted model, not a curated record
AUGCAGUCCGUGCCCGUGCCGGCGCCAGCCCCGGUCCCUCCCGCGGAGCAGUCGUUGCUCGACAAGAUCAUGGAGCAGAACCCCUACUUCUCCGCGGGUGCUGGGUUGAUGGGCCUUGGCGUGGUUCUCACAGGCCUCCGCACCGCCUCCAAGCUCGGCGCGACGGCCGCGCGCCGCCGCCUCCUCAUCACUCUCGAGAUGACGUCCAAGGACCGCUCGUACCCGUGGUUCCUGGAGUGGAUGGCCGCGCAAGCCGCGCACUCGCGCGCCGUCCCGCCCGCCGACCGCGGCCUCCUCGGCGCCAUCCGGGGGCGCGUGACCCAGCUGCCGUCGCACGAGCUCGCCGUCGAAACGAGCGUCAAGCAGCACGAGAACGGAUCUUCGGAUGCGGUGUUCAACCUCGUCCCGGGUCCUGGUACCCACUACUUCUCUUACCAGGGUCACUGGUUCCAGGUCCGCCGCGAGCGCGACUCCAAGCUUAUGGACCUGCACUCCGGGACGCCGUGGGAGACGCUCACGCUCACGGGGUUGAGCGCGUCGCGCGCCGUUCUCCCCUCAUUGUUGGACGAAGCGCGCGCGCUCGCGGAGCAGGGCAGCGUCGGCAAGACUGUCGUGUACACCGCAUGGGGCGUGGAUUGGCGGCCGUUCGGCAAGCCACGCUCGCGCCGCGAAAUGGGGAGCGUCGUCCUCGCUGAGGGUGUGGCGGAGCGCAUCGAGCGUGAUAUUCGCGCGUUCCUCGGUCGAGGGAAGUGGUAUGCUGAGCGAGGUAUCCCGUACCGCCGCGGAUAUAUGCUCUACGGCCCUCCCGGCUCAGGCAAGACGUCCUUCAUCCAGGCGUUGGCAGGCAGCAUAGGCUACAACAUCUGCCUGAUGAACCUGGCUGAACGCGGUCUCACCGACGACAAGUUGAACCACCUCCUCGGCCUCGUACCAGACCGCUCCAUCAUCCUGCUCGAGGACGUGGACAGUGCGUUCAACCGCCGCACCCAAACGACCGAGGACGGAUACAACAGCGCAGUGACAUUCUCGGGCCUCCUGAACGCGCUCGACGGCGUCGCGAGCAGCGAAGAGCGCAUUAUCUUCAUGACGACCAACCACGCCGAGCGCCUCGACCCAGCACUCAUCAGGCCCGGCCGCGUGGACAUGAAGGAGCUGCUCGACGACGCGCACGGCGAGCAGGCGUGCAGGUUGUACACAAAGUUCUACGGGCACCGGGCGGGGGACAGCGCGCCCGAGGACGGCGAGAGCCCCGAUCCCCUCCUCCGGUCCGAGCACCUCAGCGAGGACGAAGUGCGGGCGUUGGGAGAGCAGGUCGGCCAGAUCGUGGACCGCGCCAGGAGGGAGGGACGGUCCGUCAGCAUGGCCAGCUUGCAGGGCCACUUUAUCCGGUCGGGAGCCCGGGAGAGCGUAGCGGGCAUUGAUGCGUUGUGCGUCGCACGCCCUUGA